Seriola aureovittata is the source of this 1279-nucleotide messenger RNA. RefSeq names its product natterin-3-like. Lineage: Eukaryota; Metazoa; Chordata; Actinopteri; Carangiformes; Carangidae. The record is from RefSeq and is a predicted model, not a curated record. The coding region runs from base 1 to 1152 and encodes 383 amino acids. The transcript is spliced from 2 exons.
AUGAAGCUGCCAGUGUUGCUGCUGUUGGCCCUGCCGGCUCUGUCCUCAGCAGACUCUUGUGUCUGUGAGAAAAACACUGAACCAGUCCAGGUACUGGACCCAAGUCUAGCGGACCGGGUUCCUGAAAUCACAGGUCUUCCAUCUGUUGCAGCGAUUGGGAACAUUUCUAGCCCAUUCACCUCUUUCAUGUUUAAUCAAAACAAACUAGAAUGGCAGACCUUUGGAUCCUCUCCCGCCGACGGAUCAAUUUCAAUCUACAACGGAUACGUUGGACGCAUUGACUAUGUUUGCAAAUACGGGUGCGAGGCUGGCUUCUAUAACCCCAACAUGGGUCCUUACUGCCACUACCCCUAUGCAGGGAAAGAGUAUCGUGGCUCCCCGUUUGAGAUCCUGGUGAACAAAGACAACUUUGAGUUCAUGGAAUGGAAGGAUGGCUCCUAUGGUUCAGUGCCUCAGAACUCAGUCAAGACCUGCGCCGACAGUGACAAAUAUGUCGGCAAGAACAAGUUUGGUCUUGGGAAAGUGCAUGUUAGGAACGAGGCCUUCUUCCUUCCCUGGCAAGGGUCUGAGUACUGGUACAAGUACUACCAGGUCCUGACCUUUAACAAAGAGAUAACCAGUGAGGACAUUUCUGAUGUCAAGUACAAGACUGAUGGGGUAAAUAUAAUUAAAUAUCCUCCAGAGAGCAUGCAAAAGUCAGCCAUUACCAACCGUGCGUGCCAGCCAGUGACAGAGACAGCCACCCUCUCAAAGACAAACCAAGAGGAACAAAGGUGGGACACAAGCUUUUCACUAACACUGGGAGUCAAGACUAGCAUCACUGCCGGAGUACCUGAAAUUAGCUCAGCAAGUAUUGAGUUUAGUGUGGAGACGACCCUUCAGUUCACCAAGGGAACCACUUAUAUUAAGUCAACCACCCACACUGUUUCUGUUCAGCAUGAAGUCCCACCAAACCACUCCUGUGGUGUCAGCAUGGUGGCAUAUAAGUACAGCGCAGACAUCCCUUUCACCGCACGCCUCAGCCGCACCUACAGCAAUGGAGAGACCAGAUGGACAUCCAUCUCUGGGACGUACAAAGGUGUCCAGGUUGGAGAAGUCCGAGCUGUUGUGGAUCGUUGUGAACCAUUACCUGAUGCCCGGCCUUGUGAAUAACUUCCAUGUCUAAUAUAAUACUGACAUAUUGUUGGAGACAUGUAAAAUUCAUCAUAAUUUUCAUGAUUUUCCAUGUUUUAUGUACUUUAAUAUAUAAGACAAUAAAAACACCUUGCAUUGAACAAUU